Messenger RNA from Haliotis rubra (blacklip abalone), 1740 nucleotides. Its product is annotated as arylsulfatase B-like. The record is from RefSeq and is a predicted model, not a curated record. The transcript is spliced from 14 exons. Lineage: Eukaryota; Metazoa; Mollusca; Gastropoda; Lepetellida; Haliotidae. The coding region runs from base 57 to 1493 and encodes 478 amino acids.
CUACGUGUAGGCAGAUAAUAUAAUGCAGUCUCAUUUCUGUUGAAUAAGCAAACGUGAUGGGGGUUCGACAGCUCCUAGCUCUGUUCCUGUCUUUCGUAUCACUGUCAUCGGCACAGCGUCCUAACAUCGUUUUUAUUGUAGCAGAUGAUUUAGGCUGGAAUGAUGUUGGUUUCCGGAACCCUGACAUGAUAACCCCAAACAUCGACAAACUGGCUACAGACGGAAUCAUCUUCAAUAAUGCAUACGUCCAGCCUCUGUGCAGCCCAUCUCGGACCGCCUUUAUGAGUGGAAUGUAUCCUUUCCAUGCAGGCAUGCAGCAUAUGGCACUAAACCGUGACCAGACAGUGUGUGUGCCCCUCAACUAUACAUUCCUCCCCCAGGAACUAAAGAAACUCGGCUAUGCAACGCACAUAAUCGGAAAAUGGCAUCUUGGGUAUUGCAAGUGGGAGUGCACUCCAACGUACCGAGGCUUUGAUACUUUCUUUGGUUAUUAUAAUGCCGCUGAAGACUACUUCACUCACUCUACUGGGGAUAACUUGGACUUCAGGGAUAAUAAGCUUCCAGCAAGAAACUAUACUGGAGAAUAUUCUGCUAACACAUUUGGCCAGAGAGCCGUUGACAUCAUCCAUCGUCAUGAUGUAUCACAGCCGCUGUUUAUGUACCUCCCGUAUCAGAGCGUACAUGCUCCUAUUGAGGUACCAAAGAAGUACGAGGAUAUGUAUCCGAAUGUGAUUAACGAAGGGCGACGAAAGUACAGUGGAAUGGUGUCUGCACUGGAUGAGGCAGUUGGAAAUGUUACCAAAGCUCUGAAGGAUCGGGGAUUAUUUAAAAAUACUCUGAUUCUAUUCACUGCAGAUAAUGGAGGCCACCUCCAAGCGUAUUCCAACAACUGGCCUCUAAGAGGUGGGAAGUACACGAUCUGGGAAGGGGGCACGAAGGGGGCAUCCUUCAUGUAUGGUGCUGGGCUCCAGAAGACUGGGACGACAUAUGAUGGGAUGAUCCACGCUGUCGACUGGAAGCCCACUUUAUUGUCUGCUGCUGGGGGAACUCCAGAAACAACCAUUGAUGGAAUGAGCCAGUGGGAUUCUAUUCGAAAUGGCCUCCCAUCAUCUAGGACGGAGUUCAUCUACAACAUCGACUACUUUGAAUUUCCGGAGGAAGGGCAUGCUGCAAUUAGGGUAGGAGACUAUAAGCUGAUUCUGGGGUACCCUGGAGAUCCUGAUGGCUGGCACAAACCCAUGAACAGAACUGAAGAUGACAUCUAUGAAGAAACAGUUUACUUCACAGGCGAUGACCCAGUUCAAAUUUUCAACAUUCGAGAGGAUCCUACUGAGCACAACAAUCUUGCACAAAUGAUGCCGGAUAUGGUGGCGAAGUUGCGAGCCAGGUUUGAGGAGUACAAGAAGACUAUGGUGCCAGCCAAUUAUCCCGAUGGCGAUCCAGCUUCUGACCCAAGAAACUUUGGAGGUGUUUGGAGCCCUGGGUGGUGCUAGUCAGAUGUACGUUGUCAAGAUAUUGAUCAUGUUGUACUACUAAAAUCUGUACUCUGUAAGCAUAGUCAUAAUGAAUGAAAAUAUGUCACAAAUCCAUAUUAAUGUUGCUUCAUGAUGGAAGUAUUGUAUCAAACCACAGACAGCGAAACGGAAGCCUUAAUACAAUCUCCAGUUGUAGAUUAUUGUAAUAAUUUUGGAUAAAAGAAUCGUUACCUUAUUUAACAUAUAAUAAAUAUUCCGUGUGUAA